This is a messenger RNA of Aaosphaeria arxii CBS 175.79, 2567 nucleotides long. RefSeq lists its product as uncharacterized. Gene Ontology annotation, molecular function: DNA-binding transcription factor activity, RNA polymerase II-specific; transcription cis-regulatory region binding; zinc ion binding. Bases 74 to 2503 code for a protein of 809 amino acids. The record is from RefSeq and is a predicted model, not a curated record. NCBI's taxonomy places the organism in Eukaryota, Fungi, Ascomycota, Dothideomycetes, Pleosporales. The transcript has 5 exons. Gene Ontology annotation, biological process: regulation of DNA-templated transcription; DNA-templated transcription. Gene Ontology annotation, cellular component: nucleus.
AUUACCCCAGCCUGCAGACCCCCGGUUUUUUGACCGACAAUGAAAACACUACAUCAACCCCAGAUUCUAAAGGAUGGAGACACCAGGUCAAAGUGCGGAGCUUUCAAAGGCGCACGUGACCCAAGGUCCAUCCGAGACUAGCCCAGAAGCAACGAGGACCACCGAGCCAGGGGACUUGACAAAGGAACGUGAUUCACACAGAGAUACAAACCCUGUAGCUGAGAUCUCACAUAAUGUAAAGAAGUCGGGGCGUGAGGGUGGCGUUGGAGGACCCGGCAGAAAACCAAGAGCCUGUCAAGAAUGCAAGCGGCAAAAGAUGAAGUGUGAGGCAAUGCCCGGAGAACGGAAAUGUCGAAAUUGUCAAAGAAGAAAGAUCGAAUGCGUGAUGAAAUAUGUCCCAAAUUCCUCGCUUGCAGAGGUGGAGAAUCGAUAUGAGCAAAAGAUCGAUACCAUGCACAAUGAAAUACAAGCCAUACAGUCCACCCUUCAAGCUCUUCUUCGGCAACAGAACAUGCUCCAAGCGCAUACGCCUACUCCGGCAGCCAACCCAAUGACUACUCCUGGUUCCGACUUGAACAGAAGCAUUAAUUCGGAUUUGAUCCACUCAAGGCAGGGCGAAAAUACACACAUGGCCAUGACACGCGAAAAUUCAGCGGAGCCCGAAACUAGUAAUGAUGAAAAUGAUCGUCAAGCUGCCGUACGGCUCGAGGAGCCCAUGGGUUCUCUGUAUGAAGUAACUCGACUCCGUAAUAUCCGGUCGAAUCGUGCCAAAACUGUUAGACCCGCAAAUCGCUCAUUCGAAGAACUAGACGACUUCAUAACGAGAGGAGUCAUUGGUGAACAUGAAGCUGAGGAGUUGUAUGCGAUCUUUCAUACGAGCUUGAACCACUACCUUUGGGUAGGUCUAGAACAGCUUCACGGUAGCCUGGAUUCAGUAAGAAGAAGCAGCGAAAUGCUGACAGCCACGAUUCUAACGGUCACUGCACUUCACAUCCCCACUAGCGCCGAGACUUUUGACAAGUGCUAUAAAGAGUUCCUGGGUCUGAUAUCGAGCAGUAUGUUUUCAAGAUAUCACUCUAUUGAUGAUGUUAGGGCGUUGUGCAUUGCCGCUUUCUGGCUGUCAGAUGUGAGUUGGAAACUCUCUGGACAUGCAAUACGCAUCGCAACGGAAUUAAACAUCCACCAUUCCUUCUUCAACGCACUCGAAGGUGAUCCCGAGCAUUUCAUAAGAGCCAGGCUUUGGUAUAUGCUGUAUGUUUGUGAUCACCACUUUAGUAUUGCCUACGGUCGUCCACCCAUGAUUGCCGAAAGCGUUCAGAUCAGGGAGCAUGAGAGAUAUCUACAAUCACCCCUCGCGAACGCACUCGACUACCGGAUACUAAGUCAGGUAGCCUUGAUGCAAAUCAUGACGAGGAUGCAGGAUCGUUUUGGAAACCGAAGACUGCCGCAAGACGACCCGAGCGGUGCGUUGUUAUCGGAAGCUGACUUCGUGGACAUGCGAAAUUUCAAUGUAGAGAUAGAUCGCUGGCGUAUGAAGUGGCAUGCUAGACAAGUCAAUAACACAUUCAUUGGCACAUUUCCGCCGAAGGGGAUUAUUCUUUACUCUUACUUUGCGAAGCUGCAAAUCAAUUCCUUUGCCAUCCGUGGUAUCACAUUGUCCCAUACUCAAUCAGCCAAUUCCGCUGCAGUGCAACCCCAGCCAUCGAUCUUCCAUAAUUAUAGCUCGCGAGAAGCCUCCAUUGCCACUGGAACUAUGUCACCCACCAACCACGGUCUUAGCACGGAGCGCAAAGAGUUCGCAAAUACUGCCAUCAGCUCCGCAGCGAGUAUCCUGACAUUUGUUCUGGAGGAGGAAGAUAUGAGACGAGCUCUUGUAGGAACACCCCUCUACGUCCAUACGAUGAUUGCUUUUGCGUCCGUGUUCCUGAUGAAAGUGACCACGAAUUGGAACAUGAUCAUCGGACUAAACGUGGAAACAAAAUAUGUUACCAAUUUAUUGGAGAGAAUGAUAUUACUCCUCAAAGGCACAGUAACAAGCGAUCGCCACCUAUUGUAUCACAUUGCGGCUGGCCUUGAGAAGAUGCUUGAGAAGAGCCGACAAGCCCAAGCACGUGGCCCCCCACCUGGACUAAAUCAAGAUCCACUUUCAGACUUGCAAACUUCGAAUGGCUUUACUGCAUCAACUCGGAUUGAAAGCAGGCGGGCUCGAGCAACGUCAACCGCCUCCACGUUCCCCACAUCAGAAAACCCCGGACAAUUUGCAUCAAUAGCCGAGCCAAAUAUGCCUUCCAAUGUCGACAUGAACGGUUUUAGCGGGUGGGGCAACGGCUAUGGCGUCGAAAACAAUGCGCAAGGGGGAAAUGAACGAGCUACCGAAACAGAGUAUGGGGGUUUUUCCGGAAGCGACAUGAUGAUCAUGAACGAUAGCCUCAUUUACGAGGCUUUCGGCAGUGAAAGUGCGAAUGAUGUCUACAAUCUUUUGACUAGCCAGUUCAGUUACUAAUUGAUAUCGAACGUCGCGAGCGCCAUUACAUUGGGACUACUGCAAGUCCAGCAGCAAAGUGGGC